Molecule: messenger RNA, 3381 nt
Organism: Kogia breviceps (pygmy sperm whale)
Lineage: Eukaryota; Metazoa; Chordata; Mammalia; Artiodactyla; Physeteridae
Gene: PGGHG
Product: protein-glucosylgalactosylhydroxylysine glucosidase
Biological process (GO): carbohydrate metabolic process
Cellular component (GO): cytosol
Molecular function (GO): protein-glucosylgalactosylhydroxylysine glucosidase activity
Source: RefSeq, a predicted model, not a curated record
CCCAGCUGCCGGCACACCACCCUGUGCCCAGCCGGCCUCCUGGAGGGUGAGGCCCGCCGGCUGAGGCCUCCUCCCUUCCCGCCAGCCGGAUGGCUUCGAGGCGGUGCGCCGGGAGAGAGCUGGAAGGGACUGAGGCCCCAAGGCCCCUCCGCGGAGCCACCGUUUCCAUGGAGGAUGCUGGCAAGGACGCCACCAGAUUCACUGCCCAUGCUCUGCCCAGUGACCCCCGGCUCUUGGCCACCGUGACCAACGCCUACUUGGGCACACGCGUGUAUCAUGAGACACUGCAUGUGAGCGGCGUGUACAAUGGGGCUUGGGGGGAUACGCACCGGGCCGUUCUGCCCAGUCCCCUCAAUGUCCAGCUGGAGGCCCCUGCAGGAUCAGGAGAGCAGCUGACCAAGACCUUUGUCCUGGACACUAACACAGGCUCCUUUCUGCACACCCUGGAGGGCCCCAGCUUCCGGGCCUCCCAGCGCAUCUAUGCCCACCGCACGCUGCCUCACGUCCUGGCCUUCAGUGUGUCCAUCACCCGCCUGGCCACAGGGAACUGGCCCAUCACUGUGCUGCUGCAGUCAGCCUUCUCCCCAGAAAGCCCGGACCUGGACCUGCAUCUGGGUCCUGACUUCCAGGGAGCCCGGUACCUGUACGGCCACACGCUCACCCCCGAGCAGCCUGGGGGGGCACAGCAGGAGGUGCACAUGCUGUGGACGCCGGUGCCCCCAGCCUUGACCCUUGGGGAAGGGGAGGAGGAUGGGAUGUGGGAGUUCCUGACGGUGGUGGGUGGCAGUCAGGCCGAAGCCCAGGCCUGCCUCGCCGAUGCCCUGCAGCUGCAGGCCAGGCACGCUCUGUACGUGGCCCACGCCCAGGCCUGGGCCCAGCUCUGGGCAGGCUGUGGCCUAGAUGUGGAGGGGCCCCUGCGUCUGCGCCAGGCCCUGCGUGGAGCUCUCUACUACCUGCUCAGUGCCCUGCCCCAGCCCGGGGCCCCAGGAUACGUCUGCCACGGCCUCAGCCCAGGGGGCCUCUCCAACGGGAGCCGUGAGGAAUGCUACUGGGGCCACGUCUUCUGGGACCAGGACCUCUGGAUGUUCCCCAGUAUCCUGCUGUUCCACCCAGAGGCCGCCAGGGCUCUUCUGCAGUACCGCAUCCGGACGCUCCGUGGGGCCCUGUACAACGCCCAGAACCUAGGCUACCAGGGAGCCAAGUUUGCCUGGGAGAGCGCGGGCUCCGGCCUGGAGGUCUGCCCUGAGGCCAUUUACGGGACCCAGGAGAUCCACAUCAACGGCGCUGUGGUGCUGGCCUUCUGGCUGUACUACCACACCACGCAGGACUUGCAGCUCUUCCGAGAGGCUGGGGGCUGGGAUGUGGUCAGUGCCGUGGCUGAGUUUUGGUGCAGCCGUGUAGAGUGGAGCCCUGGGGAGGAGAAGUUCCACCUGAAGGGAGUCAUGCCCCCUGACGAAUACCAUUCGGGGGUCAGCAACUCCGUGUACACCAACGUCCUGGUCCAGAACAGCCUGCGUUUUGCUGCUGCCCUGGCCCAGGACCUGGGUCAGCCCGUCCCCAACCAGUGGCUGGUGGUGGCUGAUAAGAUCAAGGUGCCCUUUGACCCGAAACUGAACUUCCACCCUGAGUUUGAUGGGUACCAGCCUGGAGAGGAGGUGAAGCAGGCAGAUGUUGUGCUCCUGGGGUACCCCGUCCCCUUCCCCUUGAGUCCUCAAGUUCGCAGGCAAAACCUGGAGAUGUAUGAGGCUGUGACGUCCCCCCAGGGCCCUGCCAUGACCUGGAGCAUGUUUGCAGUGGGCUGGAUGGAGCUGAAGGACCCCGGGAGGGCGUGGGACCUCCUGGAGAGGAGCUUCGCCAACGUCACGGAGCCCUUCAAGGUGUGGACAGAGAAUGCAGACAGGUCGGGUGCUGUGAACUUUCUGACAGGCAUGGGGGGCUUCCUGCAGGCGGUGCUCUUCGGGGUCACGGGGUUCAGGAUCACGGAGGCCGGUUUGACCUUCGACCCCAUGUGUCCAGCGGGGGUCUCUGGAGUGUGUGUCUCUGGCAUCUCCUACCAGGGGAGCAAGCUUGACUUCUCCUUCUCCGAGGGCUCUGUGACAGUUGAGGUCACUGCCCGGGCAGGGCCCUGGGCCCCCCCACUGGAGGCUGAGCUGUGGCCAUCACAGAAUCGGCUCCCUCUGUCCCCAGGACACAAGGUCUCCUUUCCCUGCUCAGCUGGCCGGAUACAAAGGUCACACCUGUAGGAAGCAGGGGCAGCAAGUUCUGCUCCAAGAGUUUCCUGGGAAGAUUUUUUGAAGACAUUAAACAUCUGCACAGAGCCCACAGGAUCCCCUCUGGGAAACCCUUGGGCCCUCCAGCCCCACCGAGUCCCCUCCCGCCGGCCCAGUCCUGCCCCCUCCCCCAAAACGACCAGGGCUAUUGGCUUCAGGGAUGUCUCUCAGGUCCUCCCCCUCCCUCUGCGGGUGCCCCCGCUGGCUGCACCCACCCCUCCUCAACGCCCUCCCAGCCUGCCGCCCCCUCCCACCCUCCUCCACAUGGCAGGCCAGGCUCGCGGGUUCCAAGGAAAGUCUGGAUUCUUUGGCCUAAGUUCAAGACUCUGCCUCUAGCCUGAGCUCCUCCCCAGCCUAACCCACCACGGAUGGGCAGCUUUCCUGCAGCCUCACGCAGCAUGUCUGCUCCCACCCUCCCUCAGUGCCCCUUCCCUAGGACCCCACAGGGUGAGGUGGGGGAAUGGCCAGCGGUUCUGUGGAGAAGACAGAGGCAGAGCCAGCCUUGAUGGAGAGCACAGCAGGAUGAGGGGCGUGGGGGAGACUCAGUCUCCUGUGGGAUUACUUGGGACACCGAGUCUCAGCUUCACCGCAAAGGAACCUUCCGUGUCACACAAGGGAGCAUCAAGUAUGGCUGGGUCCAGGUGCUCUUGGGCUGUGGUGAGCACUCAGCAUCCUCGGUCCUUGGGUCCUCUUGCCCCUGGGCCACUCAGUCAAGUUGGAUGGUCUCUGUCACAUGCCUUUCCUCAGCCAGGAAGGGAGGGGAGUGGGGUGUGACCCCGCAUCUCCUCUGACCAGCCAGAAGGGCAGGGGCCAAGUGUGCAUGAGCUCAACGCCAUGGCCCUGGGCCCACCUGUCCUGGGCAGGCUGCCCUCGGCCUAGCCCCUGCCCACUGUCUCCUCCUGGGCUUCAGCCCCUCGGUUGGCACCGCAGACUUGGGUUUCCCCAGGGCGAGGCGAGAUGGUGUCUGCCAUGGAAAUCCUGGCGAGGGCCGAGCCUGCUGCACCAGAUCCGCCUGAGGAAUGGGCAAGCUUUGUCUGCUGUGAGGAGCUGACAGCUCCCUCCUGAACGUGAGGAUUUCGUAAAGGAUAAAGUUUCCCUUCCACGCGGCCGG